AUGGCUGAGGAACUCGAAUUAAACGAUCCUCGGAUCUAUUUCGUCGCUGAUUAUGUACUUAAAAUUCUCAAGCUGAAAUCAGAUAAAUUCGGCAAGAUGUACGGCGUUGAAGAAAACAAACAAAUGAUCCACGACUUCUUCGAUAAACCGGAUAAUCAAAUUCUUGUGAUUCAAUAUACAACAGCCGGUUCACUUCAGCCCGCAUUAACAUUUCCGACCAUUGUCAAAAACAAAUCCUGCUACUUCAUUAAGAAACGUCGUGAACCAGUGCCGAAAGAUGCAAUCCUUCGAGAUGUGAUCAUGUACGGCGAUUUAUCAACAUCACCUGUCGAACAAUUGUCAGCAAUGAUCGACGAAUUACUUAUUCCUAUUCUACAAAAUCCAUCAAAUAAUGAAGCAUGGCCAAAAGUUCUCUCACAAGAUAUUCUUCGUCAUGCAAUGGGUAUUAAAAACAAAGUACACGUUCUAAAUGGUCAAAUGAAAGGUUUGUUGAAUUCACAACUUGUUGAUUUCGCAUUUCUCCCAAAGUUGCCACCCGUUGCUAACAACGGAAAACACGAGUUGUCUUUUCAUAUAGGUAAAACACUCCUACCAGUUCCAGCUGGUGCUGAACGAGUCGCAGAUGAUAUGAGUAAUGGUCAACAAGAAAACGGUCAAGCAUCCGCAGUCGAUAAUAAUUUAUUACAUGCUAUUGAAUCAGUUGUGAUUGAAUGGUCACAUCAAGUACAAGAUGUUUUGAAGAAAGAUUCAUCGCAAGCAUUAUUGGAUGGCGGAAGUCCAUUGCCCAGUGUCGAAGUCGAAUUUUGGCGAUCGAGAUAUAAUAAUCUUUUGAGCAUUCAUGAACAAUUAAACGAUCCUCGUGUGAAAAAAAUGGCAGAACUACUGCGAAAGACGAAUUCAAGUUACUAUCCAGCUUUCGAAACAUUACUGCACGAUGUUCAAGAUUCAUUAGACGAAGCAAAAGAAAUCGAUCUCUAUCUCAAACCAGUUUCACAACAUUUUGAUGGAAUCGAAACGACAGAUUUCGGUGAAACUGUUCCACUCUAUCCACCAAUGUUUCACGCAAUAUGUCUAAUGUGGGCGAACUGCAAAGCCUAUCGUCGACCAGCACGUAUUAUCGUUCUUUUACAAGAGUUAAACAAUCUCAUUAUGAAACAAGCUUCGGAGUUUAUGGAACCAUUGGAUUUGUUCAAAGGUGAACCUGAUGAAUCGAUGGAAAAAAUCAAUCAAACAGUUCGAGCGCUUGAAGCGUAUGAAAAUGCAUACAAGCAGUACAAAGGAAAUUUGAAGAACUACUUCAAAAACGGCGAAGUGGUUAAAGAAUUCGACUUUUCACCAAAAUUAGUCUUUGCCAAAUGGGAUUUGUUCAUGGGACGUGUGCGAAUCAUCCAAGACUUGUUUCAUACCGCCAGUGAAUUUCUUCGAUUAGAAAAAGUUGAAAUCGGAGGUACCAAAGGCAAAACAUUGACAUCAUUGGUUUUCAAUAUUUUCGAACAAUUCAAAGACGAAUUCGAAACAAUGAGUAACAAAAAAUACGAUCCAUUAGAUCCAUCAUCCGACGAAUUUCUGGUGGACAUCGAACACUUCAAACAAUUCCUUCGUGAUAUGGAAUUGAAACUAGCUUCAAUUAUUAAUCAAGCAUUCGAUGAUUCGAAUUGUUUGAGUAGUCAAUUCAAACUCAUUGGAAUGUUCGCUCCAAUGUUAGAACGGCCAGUUAUUUACGAAGCAUUUGUACGAAAUUACGAUCGAUUGACACUUUCGGUCGAACAAGAAAUCGAUGAAACACAUCAGGUCUAUGAAAGACAAAUGGCCUACAAACAACAACAUGGAACUAUAGAAUUACAUCGAAAUCAACCACCUGUCGCCGGUUCAUUAGCAUGGGUCGAUGAAAUGAAAGAUCGUAUCGAAGAGCCAUGCGAAGCCUUUUUGAAAAUUGAUUAUCCAGCAAAAGAUACUUACGAAGGCAAACGUGUUAUUGCCAAACGCGCUGAAUUAAUUCAAUUAUUAGACAAUUUUGCUAAAAGUAUUUUCGGUGCUUGGUCGAAAACGGUUGGUCAAGCUGCUAAUGCUAAUCUAAAACAGAAUCUGGUCAUUCGAAAUCCGGAAACCAAACUUAUCAAAACCAAUUUUGAUCCACAACUCAUCGGUGUGUUACGUGAAGUUAAAUACAUGGAACAAACGAACGAAGGCGAUAACAAGGCGAAUAUUCCCGAAGAAGCAAAGAAAAUGUAUGAAGAAAAUGAGAAAUUUAUCAAUUAUGUUACCAAUCUCGAUUAUACGGUUUCAUCUUACAAUAAAGUCCGUAUGACCAUUCACGAGGUCGAAAAGCCACUUGUUCAAAAGCAAUUAGACGAAAUCGAUCAAAAUUUAACUAAAGCAGAGAAAACUCUGACAUGGGCAACGCCAGACAUCUGGGACUACAUCAAAGCAAUUCGCGCUGAAGUCUAUGACUUGGAAAACCGUUUACACAAAGCUAAAGCGAAUGUUGAACAAAUUCAACGUUUAAUGUCAACUUGGCAAGAUGUUCCACUAUACAAACGUUCCGAAGGCAAAUCGACCUUGUUGUUUCUUGAUGAUAAAGAACAACGAUUGAAUAAUCGUUACAAAGAAAUCGAUGAAACAGGCAAGAAGAUUCAUGGUCUAUUGAAGGAAAACGGCGAAUUACUUAAAGUCGAAAAUUUCGACACGGAUGCAUGGAGAAACUAUGUCGAUUAUGUCGACAAAAUGGUCUUAGAAGGAUUCAGAAAGAUUAUACAUUGUAAUUUGAUGUUCUUCAUGCGUGAAACUGAUCCUGCACAAAAUCCCGAUCCUCUCUUCGAAGCACAAUUACAGUUACAACAACCAAACAUGGUCUUCAAUCCCUCGAUGGACGAAAAUGAUAAAAAUACAUUCCUCGAACUAGUCGAAGAUCUCCUCAACACGAUUUACAAGCAAGGUUCAUUGAUUCCACGUCUCGCUAGUCAUACCCAACAAGCCAAUUAUCAAGAUGCACUAGAACAUAUGCAAGAUUUGUCGGACAUUCGAACAGAAUUCACCGACCGUGUCAAUGCAGUCAUAACCAAAGCUAACGAAUACCGAGCUAUGUUUAAUAAAUAUGCUUAUUUAUGGGUGGAUGAUCGACAGGAGUUUAUGCGACAAUUUCUGCUCUAUGGUCAUGUAUUAACGCAAGAAGAAAUCGAUGCUGGCGGUGAACAAGGCGUGCCGCAAAAUCCACCAACUUUACAGCAAUUCAAAGAACAAGUCGAUACGUACGAAAACAUCUACGAUGAAGUUAGUAAAUUCGACGAUACGAAAAUCUUGGACAAAUGGUUUCGUGUUGAUUCUCGACCGUUCAAACAAGCGUUGCUCAAUAUUGCCAAGAAAUGGUCGUACAUGUUCAAACAACAUCUCAUGGAUGAUGUCACCAAUAGCUUACAAGAAUUAGCUGAUUUCAUCAAAUUACAUGACAAAGGUCUUAGUGUGACAAUCAAAGAAGGAGAUUAUGAUUUACUCGUUUCUCUCAUGGCUCAUCUUGGUGCUGUUCGUGAGAAACAACCAAAAUUCGACGGCAUGUUCGAACCAAUGAAACAAAAACUUGAAUUCUUGAAAAAUUACGGACAAGAAGUUCAUGAUGAUGUGUACGAACGUUUGAAUGUUCUACCAGAAAAAUGGGCGAAUACGAAGAAACUCGCUCUUACCAUUAAACAACAAGUCGCACCGUUACAGACCAACGAAGUGGCAAAUAUUCGUCGAAAAGUUGCUAGUUUCGACGUUCAACAAUAUGAAUUUCGUGAACAAUUUCGUAAAGAAGUGCCUUAUACAUACGAUCAAACACUCGUUUACAAGAAAUUGGAUAAGGCGAAUGCCAAAGUCACCUCUAUGGAACGUGAAAUGCAAGCAUUGAGUAAUUCAGCAGCUCUGUUCGAAGUUACUGUGCCAGACUUCAAACAGAUCAAACAAUGUCGAAAAGAAAUCAAAUUACUCAAACAACUAUGGGAUUAUAUUAAUUUAGUUCGAACACAAUUCGAAGAUUGGGAGAAAACCAAAUGGCGUGAAAUUAACGCAGAAACGAUGGAUCAAGAAUGUAAAAAAUUCGCUAAAGAUAUUCGAGGUUUGGAUAAGGAGAUGCGCGCUUGGAAUGCUUAUACCGGUCUCGACGAUGCUGUGAAGAACAUGAUGACAUCAUUACGCGCUGUAACUGAACUACAAAAUCCAGCAAUUCGUGAACGUCAUUGGCAUGAAUUGAUGCAAGCAACCGGUGUAGAAUUUGCAAUGACAGAUUCCACCACAUUCGCUGAUCUUGUUGCUCUACGUCUCCAUCAAUACGAAGAUGAAGUCAAAAACAUCGUCGACAAAGCUGUGAAAGAAAUGGCUAUGGAAAAAGUCUUACGUGAAUUGGAUAACACAUGGAAAUCGAUGGAGUUCACCCAGGAACCGCAUACACGUACAAAACUACCGUUGAUUGUCGUUCAAGAAGAAUUGAUUGAAGUUCUCGAAGAGAAUCAAGUUCAAUUGCAGAAUAUGUUAACAUCGAAAUACAUUGCACAUUUUCUCAAAGAAGUCACCGAUUGGCAACGAAGUUUGUCUCAAGCUGAUCAAGUUAUUCACAUACUUUUGGAAGUCCAGAAGACCUGGUCACAUUUAGAAUCGAUUUUUAUUGGCUCGCAAGAUAUUCGUAAUCAAUUACCGGAAGAUUCACGACGAUUCGAUACAAUCGAUAAAGAUUUUCGUGCCAUUGCAGAAGAAAAUGGAAAAGAUCUGAACGUCGUUCGUUGUACAAAUCGAGAAAAAUUGAACGAUCGAUUAGAAGACAUCAAAGCACGAUUAGCCCUAUGCGAAAAAGCAUUAGCUGAUUAUUUGGAAACCAAACGAUUGGCGUUUCCACGAUUUUACUUCGUAUCAGCUGCUGAUCUUCUCGAUAUUUUAUCGAAUGGUAACGAGCCGGAAAAAGUAAUGCGCCAUCUAACCAAACUGUUCGAUUCGAUGUCGAAACUGAAAUUAACCGAAGAGCGCGGACAUACAACAAAGAUUGCUACAGCUAUGUGGGCAAAAGAUGGCGAAUUCAUGGCAUUUCCAUCCUCAUGUGAUCUCAACGGUCAAGUUGAAGUUUGGCUUAAUCGACUUCUCGAGAAACAAUGUGAAACAGUACGACAUCACUUAACUGAAGCUGUUGGUGCCUACGAAGAUAAAGCGCGUGACCAAUGGAUUAUGGAUUAUCCUGCUCAAGUUGCCUUAACUGGUUCACAGAUCUGGUGGACUGUGGAAGUGUGUGGUGCUUUCGCCAAAUUAGAAGAAGGUUAUGAAAAUGCUCUGAAAGAUUUUUAUCGUAAACAAGUCUCCCAACUGAAUGCAUUGAUUGGACAUCUACUAGGUGAUUUGUCUGCUGGUGAUCGACAAAAGAUUAUGACUAUUUGUACAAUCGAUGUCCACGCUCGUGAUGUGGUCACAAAACUGAUAACUGCCAAAUGCGAAAGUGUCAAUGAUUUUAUGUGGCAAUGUCAAUUGCGACAUCGAUGGGAUGAAAAAGAAAAGGAUUGUUUUGCUAAUAUUUGCGAUGCACAAUUUCGUUAUGCUCAUGAAUAUCUCGGUAAUCAACCACGUCUAGUCAUUACUCCAUUAACAGAUCGUUGUUAUAUUACAUUGACACAAUCAUUGCAUUUAAUUAUGGGUGGUGCACCUGCUGGUCCAGCCGGUACAGGUAAAACGGAAACAACCAAAGAUUUAGGACGUGCGUUAGGUAUUAUGGUCUAUGUAUUCAAUUGUUCCGAACAGAUGGAUUAUAAGUCAUGUGGUAAUAUCUAUAAAGGUUUAGCUCAAACAGGUGCGUGGGGUUGUUUCGAUGAAUUCAAUCGAAUUUCCGUUGAAGUACUUUCUGUCAUUGCUGUACAAGUCAAAACUAUUCAAGAUGCUAUUCGAGAGAAGAAACUACGAUUCUCGUUUAUGGGUGAAGAAAUUCGUCUUAAUCGUACUGUUGGUCUAUUUAUUACUAUGAAUCCUGGUUAUGCUGGUCGAACUGAAUUACCUGAAAAUUUGAAAGCCCUCUUUCGCCCAUGCGCUAUGGUCGUACCAGAUUUCGAUCUCAUUUCUGAAAUUAUGAUGGUCGCUGAAGGUUUCACAGAUGCUCGUCUAUUAGCUCGAAAAUUCAUCACUCUCUACUCGUUGUGUAAAGAAUUGCUAUCUAAACAAGACCAUUACGAUUGGGGUCUACGUGCUAUUAAAUCUGUCUUGGUCGUCGCUGGUUCUCUUCGACGAUCGGAUCCUGGUCGACCGGAAGAUCAAGUGUUAAUGCGUGCUUUACGUGAUUUCAACAUUCCGAAGAUCGUCACAGACGAUAUGCCUGUCUUUAUGGGUCUUAUAGGUGAUCUGUUCCCUGCACUCGACGUUCCACGUAAACGAAAUCUCGAUUUCGAAAAAUUGAUUAAACAAGCUACUGUUGACUUGAAACUUCAACCAGAAGAUUCGUUCAUUUUGAAAGUUGUUCAAUUACAAGAAUUAUUCGAAGUGCGUCACUCGGUCUUCAUCGUUGGUAAUGCUGGUACAGGCAAAUCACAAAUUUGGAAAGUAUUGAAUCGUACAUAUCAUAAUCAGAAACGCAAACCCGUUGCUAUCGAUCUAAAUCCUAAAGCUGUGACAAACGAUGAACUUUUCGGUAUUAUCAAUCCAGCCACCCGUGAAUGGAAAGAUGGCUUAUUUUCUACAACUAUGCGUGAUCUAGCAAAUGUACAAUCCGAUGGUCCAAAAUGGAUUGUACUCGAUGGUGAUAUCGAUCCCAUGUGGAUUGAAUCUUUGAAUACUGUUAUGGAUGAUAACAAAGUAUUAACAUUAGCCAGUAAUGAACGUAUUCCAUUGAAUCCAACGAUGCGUCUUCUUUUCGAAAUCAGUCAUUUACGUACAGCUACACCGGCUACUGUCUCACGUGCUGGUAUUCUAUAUAUCAAUCCAGCUGAUCUUGGUUGGAAUCCGCAAGUAGCGACAUGGAUUGAUACGCGUGAAUUAACAUCUGAACGUGCAAAUUUAACAAUUCUGUUCGAUAAAUAUGUUCCUAUGUGUCUCGAAGCUGUUAAAGGUCGUUUCAAGAAGAUUACACCUAUUGUCGAAGGUGCACAUAUUCACAUGCUGUGUCGUCUACUCGAAUGUAUGUUAACUCCAACAAAUACACCACCUGACUGUCCAAAGGAAUUGUACGAACUUUACUUCGUCUUUGCCUGUGUAUGGGCAUUUGGUUCGGCGUUGUUUCAAGAUCAAAUCACUGAUCAUCGAUUGGAAUUUUCCAAAUGGUGGGUGACAGAAUUUAAAUCCGUGAAAUUUCCGAUCCAAGGUACAGUCUUCGACUAUUAUAUCGAUCCUGAGACGAAGAAAUUCGAACCAUGGACAAAACUCGUACCAAAGUUUGUCUUAGACAGCGAAAUACCGUUACAAUCUGUCCUGGUACCGACCGCAGAAACAACUCGUAUUCGAUAUUUCAUGGAUUUACUUCUAGUGAAAGGAUGGCCAAUUAUGUUAGUUGGUAAUGCCGGUUGCGGUAAAACUGUACUGAUCAAUGAUAAAUUGUCAUCUCUCAACGAAGACUGGCUCGCUGUAUCUGUUCCGUUUAACUUCUAUACCACCAGUGAAAUGCUUCAAGGAAUUCUGGAAAAACCUUUGGAAAAGAAAGCUGGUCGAAACUAUGGUCCACCCGGUAGCAAAAAGAUCAUCUAUUUCAUUGACGAUAUGAACAUGCCCGAAGUCGAUCAAUACUAUACAUGUCAACCACACACACUUCUUCGUCAACAUUUGGAUUAUAAACAUUGGUACGAUCGUCAGAAACUAACCUUGAAAGAAAUUCACAAUUGCCAAUACGUAAGUGCAAUGAAUCCAACCGCUGGUUCAUUUACAAUUGAUACACGCUUACAACGUCACUUUGCUGUAUUUGCUGUGUCAUUUCCUGGCAUGGAAGCUUUGGAGACCAUCUACGUUGGUAUCUUAUCUCAACAUUUAGCCGAAGGCUUUGUGCAGACAGUACAGAAAUAUACAUUAAAUCUUGUUCGUGGUGCAUUGGAACUUCAUCGUCGUAUUACAGCGUCAUUUUUACCAACAGCUAUUAAAUUUCAUUACAUAUUCAAUCUUCGAGAUUUAUCAAACAUAUUUCAAGCUAUCCUCUUUGCGAAACCUGAAGCUAUUAAAACACACAACGAUUUGAUUCGACUCUAUCUUCAUGAAUCUGAACGUGUCUAUUGUGAUAAAUUAGUCGACCGAACGGAUAUUGAUACAUUCAUAAAAUUGCAACGCGAUGUCGCAAAGAAAUCAUUCGAAGAAAUCGACGAAGAAUUCGUUUUCAAAAAGCCGAACAUCUUCUGUCACUUUGCAUUAGGUGUUGGUGAUCCGAAGUAUAUGCCGAUCGAUAAUUGGCCACAUUUACAAAAACUAUUGAAUGACGCUCUCGAUGCCUACAAUGAACUGAAUGCACAAAUGAACUUAGUGUUGUUCGAAGAUGCUAUGACACAUGUCUGUCGAAUCAAUCGUAUAUUAGAAGCACCACGUGGUAAUGCUCUUCUGAUCGGUGUCGGUGGUAGUGGUAAACAAAGUUUAGCUCGAUUAGCAGCAUCGAUUAGUUCAUUGGAAGUGUUUCAAAUUACACUUCGAAAAGGUUAUAGCAUUGCUGAUCUGAAAACCGAUUUAGGAGCACUGUAUAUCAAAGCUGGACAGAAAGGCAUUGGAACCGUGUUUCUCAUGACCGAUUCUCAAGUGGCCGAUGAGAAAUUUCUGGUUUUAAUUAACGAUAUGCUUGCAUCAGGUGAAAUUCCAAGUCUAUUCGCUGAUGAUGCUAUCGAAGAAAUCAUCGGCGCAAUGAGAAAUGAAGUUAAAUCACAGGGUAUUGAUGAUACUCGCGAAAAUAUUUGGAAAUAUUUCAUUGAAAAAGUUCGACGUAAUCUAAAAGUCGUUCUGUGCUUCUCACCCGUCGGUACAACUCUUCGAGUUCGAUCACGAAAAUUUCCAGCUAUUACAAAUUGUACUUCCAUCGAUUGGUAUCACGAAUGGCCAGAGGAAGCUUUGAUCUCUGUCGCCAAUCGAUUCGUUGCUGAUGUGGACACGCUCAAACCCGAACUGAAAGAUUCUGUUGCUAAAUUUAUGGCUUUUGUACACAAAUCUGUCAAUGAGAUGAGCGUUGCUUAUCUCAUGAACGAUAAGCGAUACAAUUACACAACACCGAAAUCGUUUCUUGAACAAAUUACUCUAUAUAAAAACUUGUUAUCAAAGCAAAAUCGUGAUCUACAAGACAAAAUUGUUCGUUUAGAAAGUGGUCUGGUUAAAUUACAAUCGUGUGCUCGACAAGUCGACGAUCUAAAAGAAAAACUUGCUGCACAGGAAGUCGAAUUAAAACAGAAGAACGACGAUGCUGACAAACUGAUUAAGGUGGUUGCUACCGAAACCGCAAAGGUAACUAAAGAAAAAGAAGCUGCUGGUGUUGAACAAGCUAAAGUCAUGGAGAUCGAAAAAGUUGUCACAGUUAAAGCAGAAGAUUGCGAACGUGAUUUAGCACGUGCUAUGCCUGCUCUACGAGCUGCCGAAGACGCUUUGAACACACUGGAUAAAAACAGUUUAACUGAAAUGAAAGCUUUCCCUAAUCCACCAGAAGCUGUACUUAAAGUCGGUGCUGCUGUGUUGUGUUUAAUGCCACCGGGUGGUAAAAUUCCUCGACCGAAUCAACGUGAUUGGAAAGCGUGUAAAGCGAACAUGGGUAACGUCGAUCAAUUUCUUCAAGCAUUGAAAACAUACGAUAAAGAACAUAUUCGUGAUGAUAUGCGUCGUGAAGUCAAAGUUUAUAUUGAUGAUCCAGAUUUUGAUCCUGACAAGAUUCGAACGAAAUCAUUUGCUGCUGCUGGUCUUUCCGCUUGGGUUAUCAACAUUCUUCUAUUUUAUGAAGUUUAUUGUGAAGUCGAGCCUAAACGCUUAGCCUUGGAAAAAGCCAAUGCAGAAUUAAAAGCUGCUCGAGAUAAAUUAGACUCAGUCAAUCGACAAGUUGCACAACUGGAACAAGCUCUGGCGAAAUUAACAGCUGAAUAUGAAGUUGCUAUGGCUGCUAAACAAAAAUGUCAAGAUGAAGCUGAUCGUACAGCAUAUACCAUCAACUUAGCUAAUCGUCUAGUGAAUGGUCUUGCAUCGGAAAAUGUCCGUUGGCGUGAAUCUGUUGCUGGUUAUCGAAAAUCGGAAGAAACAACGCCAGGAGAUGUGCUAUUGAUUACAGCUUUCGUUUCAUACGUCGGUUGUUUCACUAAAGCCUAUCGAGUUGAUCUCAUGGAACAUCAUUGGAGACCGCACUUAUCUGCAUUAAAAACUCCAAUUCCUGUUACUGCUGGUAUUGAUCCAUUGACGUUAGUCGUCGAUGAUGCCAUCGUUGCCGGAUGGAAUAAUGAAGGUUUACCAUCGGAUCGUAUGUCUACUGAAAACGCCACAAUUCUUACUAUUUGUGAACGUUGGCCAUUGAUGAUUGAUCCUCAAUUGCAAGGCAUUAAAUGGAUUAAACAACGUUACGGUGAACGCUUGAAAGUUAUUCGCUUGGGACAAAAAGGUUAUCUCGAUAAGAUUGAACAAGCUAUUGCAGGCGGUGAAACUCUUCUCAUUGAAAACAUCGAUGAAUCCAUCGAAGCUGUACUCGAUCCAUUACUUGGCCGAAAUACUAUUCGUAAAGGCCGUGCUAUCCGAUUAGGUGAUAAAGAAAUUGAAUAUCAUCCAGAUUUUCGACUUAUCCUACAAACAAAACUUGCCAAUCCACAUUAUAAACCUGAAAUGCAAGCUCAAACGACACUGAUCAACUUCACAGUCACAAAGGAUGGUUUGGAAGAUCAAUUAUUAGCUGAUGUCGUAGCUAAAGAACGUCCUGAUCUCGAACGAUUGAAAUCUGAUUUGACAAAACAACAAAAUGAAUUCAAGAUUACAUUGAAACGUCUAGAAGAUAACCUUUUAGCUCGUCUAUCAUCGGCUGGUUCGAAUUUUCUUGGCGACACUGAACUUGUCGAGAAUUUGGAAAAUACCAAACGAACAGCGACUGAAAUCGAAGAAAAAGUCGGCGAAGCUAAAGUUACUUCAGUGAAGAUCGACGAAGCUCGUGAAUUAUACCGUCCCGCAGCAGCACGUGCCAGUUUGAUCUACUUUAUCAUGAACGAUCUUUGCCGUAUCCAUCCGAUGUAUCAAUUCUCAUUGAAAGCAUUCAAAGUCGUUUUCGCCAAUGCAAUCGAAAAAGCAGAACCAUCGGAAGAUGUUAAAGCACGUGUACACAAUCUCAUCGAUUCGAUUACAUACUUCACAUUCAUUUAUACAACUCGUGGUCUAUUCGAAAAACACAAACUUAUCUUCACAUCACAAAUGUCAUUCUUGAUUCUGCUCGCAUCGAAAGAAAUCGAUCCGAAAGAAUUAGAUUUUCUUCUUCGUUAUCCAGUCACACCCAAUGUUAUUUCGCCCGUUGACUUUCUCAACGAUAUUUCAUGGGGUGGAAUCAAAUCGUUGUCAUCUAUGAAUGAAUUUACCAAUCUCGAUCGAGAUAUCGAAGGUUCGGCAAAACGAUGGAAAAAAUAUGUGGAAAUGGAAGCACCAGAAAAAGAAAAACUACCACAAGAAUGGAAAAACAAAACACCUUUACAAAAACUGUGUAUGAUGCGAGCACUUCGACCUGAUCGUAUGCUCUACGCACUAAGUUUAUUCGUCGAAGAAAAAUUAGGCAAACAAUUUGUUGAAAAUCGUGCAGUACCAUUCACUAAAUCUUAUGAAGAAACAAAUACAACAACACCAGUAUUCUUCAUUCUUUCACCAGGUGUCGAUCCAAUCAAAGAUGUCGAAGCACUUGGCAAAAAAUUAGGCUUUACAUCCAAUCAAAAGACAUUCCAUAACAUUUCACUCGGUCAAGGUCAACAAAUUGUCGCAGAAGAAGCUAUGGAUGUGGCAGCCAAGGAUGGACAUUGGGUUGUCUUACAGAACAUUCACUUAGGCAAUUGGUUACCACAGUUAGAAAAGAAACUUGAACAGUGUUGGGAAAUGGGUCAUGAAAACUUUCGUAUCUACAUGUCUGCUGAACCAUCAGCUGAUCCAUCUGGACAUUGUAUCCCCCAAGGUAUACUCGAGUCUGCUGUGAAAAUAACGAACGAACCACCAACAGGAAUGCAGGCGAAUUUACAUAAAGCCUUGGAUUUGUUCAAUCAAGACACGUUGGAGAUGUGUGCAAAAGAAACUGAAUUCAAAUCGAUUUUAUUUGCACUUUGUUACUUCCAUGCUGUCGUAGCUGAACGACGUAAAUUCGGCGCUCAAGGUUGGAAUCGAAACUAUCCAUUCAAUAACGGUGAUUUAACAAUUUCUGUCAAUGUACUUUACAACUAUUUGGAGGCCAAUUCCAAAGUACCAUGGGAAGAUCUUCGAUAUCUAUUCGGUGAAAUUAUGUAUGGUGGUCACAUUACCGACGACUGGGAUCGUCGUCUAUGUAAAACAUAUCUCGAAGAAUACAUGAAUGCACAAAUGUUCGAUGGUGAACUCCUUCUUGCUCCUGGCUUUCCUAUUCCACCAGCAACUGAUUACAAAGGCUAUCAUGCCUAUAUCGAUGAAUAUCUUCCACCAGAAUCACCCUACUUGUAUGGCUUACAUCCCAAUGCUGAAAUUGAUUUUCUAACUACAACCAGUGAAAACUUAUUCAAAACUGUCUUGGAAAUGCAGCCACGUGAUACAGGUGCAGGAGCCGGCGGUGAAGGUUCAGGAAUGACUCGUGAAGAAAAGAUCAAAGCGAAACUGGAUGAAAUCUUAGAUAAAUUACCAGAUGAAUUUCCUGUUCGAGAACUUUAUGCUAAAGCUGAAGAUAAAACUCCAUAUACAGUUGUUGCUUUACAAGAAUGUGAACGUAUGAAUAUCUUAACACGAGAAAUGAGACGAUCAUUGAAAGAACUGAACCUUGGUCUCAAAGGUGAACUAACCAUUACUGCUGAUAUGGAACAAUUACAAGAUGCUCUAUUCUUCGAGCAAGUACCAGCAGCAUGGACGAAACGUGCUUAUCCGUCCAUGUACAGUCUUGGUUUAUGGUAUAGCGACUUAUUAUUACGUAUUCGUGAGUUGGAAAUGUGGACAAACGAUUUUCAACUACCAGCAGCUGUCUGGCUUGGCGGUCUAUUCAAUCCUCAAUCAUUCUUAACAGCUAUUAUGCAAACGACUGCACGUAAGAAUGAAUGGCCCCUGGAUAAAAUGUGUCUAUCCGUCGAUGUAACGAAAAAGACACGAGAAGAAUUAGGUGGUGCACCAAGAGAAGGUGCUUACGUUCAUGGUCUCUAUAUGGAAGGUGCCCGAUGGGAUACACAAACCGGUCAAUUAAGUGAAUCAAGAUUGAAAGAACUAACACCGAUGAUGCCUGUUGUCUUUGUUAAAGCUAUACCAGUCGAUCGUCGUGAAACGAAGAAUAUUUAUGAAUGUCCAGUCUACAAAACUAAACAACGAGGUCCCACAUUCGUUUGGACAUUUAAUUUACGUACCAAAGAAAAACCAGCUAAAUGGAUCUUAGGUGGUGUUUGUCUUCUAUUAGCUGUGUGA
Adineta ricciae is the source of this 13518-nucleotide messenger RNA. The record is from the annotation of a GenBank genome assembly. Lineage: Eukaryota; Metazoa; Rotifera; Eurotatoria; Adinetida; Adinetidae.